Messenger RNA from Zasmidium cellare ATCC 36951, 576 nucleotides. RefSeq lists its product as uncharacterized. The transcript has 2 exons. The record is from RefSeq and is a predicted model, not a curated record. NCBI's taxonomy places the organism in Eukaryota, Fungi, Ascomycota, Dothideomycetes, Mycosphaerellales, Mycosphaerellaceae. The coding region runs from base 1 to 576 and encodes 191 amino acids.
AUGGCAGACACGAUGGACAAUGCAGUAGACAAGUGUCGACUCUUCAAACUGCCGCCCGAGCUGCGAAACCGAAUCUAUCGGUACGUGCUAGCCACCUCAGACGACAAGAAUCCCAUCUCGGUCACCAACAGCGGCUACGAGCGACCUCAUCUCCUGGCGACUUGCAAAACGAUCCGAUCCGAAGCCCUUGGAAUCCACUGUGUCGAGAACACCUUCCUCAUCCACAUCGUCGCCUUCGACUCCACGCCCCUGUAUCAAUGGUGGAGCAUGAUGAGGCGCCUCGGCUACGGCUUGAGCGCCAUCACCUUCAAGGUACGCGCGGAUUGGAGCACAGCGUCCUGGCCGAAUCUGCGUCUGUGGCUGCGCAGGGUGCAUAGGAGGGAAGUGCAUGGGAAACCGGCGAGGCCGGCUGCUCUGUUGCAGAAGGGAGAUACAAGAGCUAUCAAAUUUGCGGUUGGGGGCUUGUUUGCGGUUGCGAAGGAGUUGCGUGGUCAGCCUUGGGCGGUUGCUGAGGCUGUGUUGGCUCAAUUGCGUCCGUCGCUGAUUGUGUUGGAUGGAGCCUGGGGGAAGGAUUGA